Molecule: messenger RNA, 1407 nt
Organism: Lethenteron reissneri (Far Eastern brook lamprey)
Lineage: Eukaryota; Metazoa; Chordata; Hyperoartia; Petromyzontiformes; Petromyzontidae
Product: intraflagellar transport protein 57 homolog
Biological process (GO): non-motile cilium assembly; intraciliary transport
Cellular component (GO): Golgi apparatus; intraciliary transport particle B; cilium
Source: RefSeq, a predicted model, not a curated record
UCGGGUCACGUGGCUACGGCGCCCGCCGUCUCCACGGCAACGCGGCCUAGCAGCAGCAGCGGGAGGCGGCAAGAGAUGGACGAGACGGAGAGUGAGCAUGGACCAGGGACCGCACAUCAGGCGUUCCUCACGAUGGAGGAACUCGGCGAUAAACUGAAGCUCCUUCGAUACGAAGAGACUUUCCUCAAACAACACAACAUGAAGCCUCUCUCCAGGCAUUACUUUGCAUUGGCCACUAAUCCAGGCGAGCAGUUCCAUGCAUUUGCAUCACUAGCCAGCUGGCUGAUCAAUCAGGCAGGACGGCCCUUCGAAGCGCCACACGAGCACGAUGACCCCAACGCCACGCUGGCGCGCAUCCUCACAGAGCUGCGGAACACGGGAGCUGCGGUGGAUUUCCCUCCGUCGCGGCUCAAGACGGGCUGUGGGGAGCUCGUAUGCUACACCCUGGAUCGGUUGGCAGAGGCCGCACUGACGCACAGCAACUUCGCAUGGCAAAUGCCGCUGUAUCCAGAGGAGGUGCAGGAAGAUGAGGCGAUCGUGAUUGAUGACUCCGAGCUCACUCUUGAUAAAGUGGAAGAAAGCGCCGGGGGGAAUGUCGAUGAUUAUGAAGAUGAGGAGGAGGAUGAAAACUUGCUCGACUUGGACAAGAUUCGGAGCAAGAAACAGGAGACACCUGGGGCCGACGUCCUGGAGUCUCAGACCGAUGCAGCAGCGUGGAGCCUGGAGCUGGAGCGCAUCCUCCCUCAGCUGCGGGUCACCGUGCGCAGCGACCACAAGGACUGGCGAUCUCAUAUUGAGCAGAUGCACCAACAUCGUCAGGGAAUCGAUUCGGCACUUCUGGACAGCAAGGGUCAGCUGGAGCGACUGCAAGAGGAGAUGUCUCGGACUCUGGAGAAAAUCUCGAGCCGUGAGAAGUACAUGAACGCACAGCUCGAGGGUCUCAUCCAGCAGUACCGCACCGUGCAGCAGCAGCUGGCGCAGGUCAAGGAUCAGUACCGGCAGGGCAGUGGAGGGGUGACCGAACGAGCGCAGACGCUUGCCGAGAUCACAGAAGAGCUCGAAAAGGUGAAACAAGACAUGGAGGAAAGAGGAAGCAGCAUGACUGAUGGAGGGCCCCUGGUGCGCAUCAAGCAGGCCCUCACCCGCCUCAAGCAGGAGACGGAGCACAUGAACGUGCGCGUGGGGGUCGUGGAGCACAUGCUGCUGCAGGCGCGCGUCAGUGACAAGCAUGACAUGACUCGCGAUAUGCACGCCAACGGCACCUACUAGGGCGACAUUCGCAUCGCUCCCUGGCGUCACCCUCCUCCUCAUCCACCGUUGCCACUCUACUGCAUCCAGGACCUUCAUUUCUCUCAAUGUUUUCUGUAUCGCGGUAGACCAGGAGCUGGCACGCGACCUGCAGCCAUG